AUGAAUCGACAACAGGCUGCGGAAAGAGCCUUGCACGACCAGACUAACAUUUUGCCUAUCGGGCAAUUGCUGGUUGUCUUCACGGGGCUCGCAGUUUCUCUUCUUAUCACUUUCGUUGACCAAAAUGGUAUCAGCGUAACUCUUCCCACAAUCGCCCGAGAUCUCAACGCCCAGGAUACUAUCUCAUGGGCAGGCACUUCAUCCCUCAUUGCGAAUACCAUGUUCACGGUGCUUUAUGGCCGGCUGUCUGAUAUCUUCGGCCGAAAGAUAGUCUACUUGUGUGCCUUGGCACUCCUUUGCAUUGCCGAUCUAUUAUGCGGUCUAUCUCAGAAUGCUCCAAUGUUCUAUGUCUUUCGAGGAUUGGCUGGUGUAGCUGGCGGCGGUGUCACCUCCCUAACAAUGAUCAUUGUGUCUGAUAUCGUCACCCUCAGAGACCGGGGCAAAUACCAAGGAAUUCUGGGUGCGGCCCUGGGUAUGGGCAACGUCAUUGGGCCGUUCAUCGCCGCAGCAUUCGUCAUGGAUUCGACAUGGCGAGGUUUCUUCUGGCUCAUUUCUCCGCUCUCUGCAUGCUCCAUUGUUGUGGGCUAUUUCCUUAUUCCCAAUAAUGCGCGGAAGGACAGUCUCCGCAAAAAUGCCCGCAAGAUUGACUAUUAUGGUAUCUUGUCUUCGUCCUUUGGAAUAAUAUUCUUGUUGAUCCCUAUCUCGGGAGGCGGCUCUUACUUCAACUGGGAUUCGGCGAUGGUGAUUAGCAUGCUCACCAUUGCGGGCUGCGCUUUGAUUGCGUUUCUCAUAAUUGAAUGGAAAGUCGCUGUGUUGCCUAUGCUUCCAAUGGUAUUUUUCAAGAACAGAGUGGUCUGUACCUUGUUCUUGCAGAGUUUCCUUUUUGGCGCUGUGUACCAGUCGUCUCUCUACUACCUGCCGUUGUAUUAUCAGAACGCUCGGGACUGGUCCCCGAUUGUUUCAGCUGCACUAACGGCUCCAAUGGUCGCCUGUCAAUCAGUGGCCUCUGUCUUGUCAGGCCAGUACAUUUCCCGGCGCAAGCGUUACGGAGAGGUGAUCUGGGCUGGAUUUUUCUUCUGGACGCUUGGCGCCGGCCUGAUGCUGUUGUUUGACCGCCACACCAGCCCGGGGGCUAUUGCUGUCAUCGUUGGCAUCGCUGGCAUAGGCGUUGGAGGUGUCUUCCAACCGACCAUGGUCGCUUUUCAGGCGCAUUGUACGAAGGCCCAGCGAGCUGUCGUAAUCUCGGACCGGAACUUCUUCCGCUGCCUAGGUGGUGCAUGUGGUCUGGCUAUCUCGGCUGCGAUCUUGCAGGCAACGUUGCGCUCCAAUCUGCCUGUGGGUUAUAGAGAUAUUGCUGAUUCAUCCUAUUCGCUCCCGUCGAGGGCAGGUAUUCCCGAUGCAGAUUGGGAGCAGAUCCUUGACGCAUAUGCCAAGGCUUCUCACUCCGUGUUCAUCUUCCAAGUCCCGUUGAUGGGAAUAUGUCUCCUCGCAUGUGUCUUUAUUCGCGACCGGGGACUGGAGAGGCCCAAGGAUCAGUUUGAAAUAGAAGAAGAGAAGAGACAAGAGGAAGAGAAGCGGCGGCAAGAGCAGGCCCAGGAACAGGCCGAGAAGCAGGUUGCAGCCGGGGAUACUGAAGCCCAACCAGAGCAGGUUCCUGAAUCCCAGGCCAGCGGUGAGAUGGAGAGUGCGUCUCGCUCCGAGAAGAAAGUGGAACCAGAGCCGUAA
Molecule: messenger RNA, 1725 nt
Organism: Aspergillus luchuensis
Lineage: Eukaryota; Fungi; Ascomycota; Eurotiomycetes; Eurotiales; Aspergillaceae
Product: putative MFS transporter
Exons: 3
Coding region: 1-1725 (574 amino acids)
Biological process (GO): transmembrane transport
Molecular function (GO): transmembrane transporter activity
Source: RefSeq, a predicted model, not a curated record